AUGGAUACUACACCUUCUGAGAUUUUGGGAAAUCCGAAGUACGACCCAUGGUUUCAGAAUUGCAUUGGUGCUAUUGAUGGAACACAUAUCAGUGCAUGGGCUCCUUCAUCAAAACAAAUUUCAUACCGAGGUAGAAAAGUUAGUGUGACACAAAAUAUUAUGUUGGCGUGUUCAUUUAACAUGAUGUUCACAUAUGUCUACACCGAAUGGGAAGGAACGGCUAAUGACUCGAGAGUGUUGAUGGAUGCAAUAACAAGAGAAGAGAAUAGGUUUCCAAUGCCUCAAGAAGGAAAAUAUUAUGUUGUUGAUUCCGGCUAUGCCAACAUGAGUGGGUUUCUCGUACCAUAUCGCAAAGUGCGUUAUCACUUGCGUGAUUUUAGAGGAAGAGAUAAUGAUGUUGAUGUGGUAGAUGAAGAAAGCUCGGGGGCGAAUCAAGAAGGGGAAAAUAUGCAUUUGAAUGACGACAAUGUUAUGAAUGAUUCUUGGAGAGGAGAUAAUUUAUUUUCUGAUUGUUCAAUUUCUGAGGUAACAGCUGAGUUUUUCACCACUGCUCGUUCUAUGCUGGAGCAAGCCCAGGCACGCAACGCUGAGGUUCUUGAGGCUUCUCGGGCGUUCAAAGGACAUACAUAUUCAAAUUCCAUCUAUUAUUUAGAGCCUUGGAGUAUGCCCGGAUUUGCUCAAAGAGAGGAAACUGCUGUGGCUUCCGGGAUGGCUAUGUUGAAGGCUAAGAUUGACAGGGGCGAAAUUCCUGGCAUUGUUAAGGGGCAGGGGAGGAUUUUCCUUAAGAAGCGCAGAUGCGAGUUCCCAAUUCCAGGAGCUGGGGAACUGAGGGAGAGGCGUCCAGAUUAUGUACCAGUCACUGUGGAGAAAGAUGCAAGGAGUAAUGGCAUUCCUGGCAUUAGCAUGAAGAAAUAUCAUGUCCCUGGUGAGAUGCCAGUUGGGGAAUUUGUUAUUUUUAUUCGGCAGCAGAUCGCGCUCCCCCUGUCCAAGCCUCUGUCUGUCUUCUUCAAAAACACUGAACCUCCUGCUGAUGCCUUGAUGUCAGAAGUGGAUGGGGAAAAUAGGGAUGAAGAUGGGUUUCUUCACAUGUCCUACAGUGGAGAAGCGAAUGCCUCUGGAUCCAUCAAUCACGAGCAAGAAUGGAUGGACAAGGCACUGCCUGGAUAUCGCCGGUUGCACAUGCAAGGUGCUUAGUCAUCAAACUUUGAU
Molecule: messenger RNA, 1209 nt
Organism: Malus domestica (apple)
Lineage: Eukaryota; Viridiplantae; Streptophyta; Magnoliopsida; Rosales; Rosaceae
Source: RefSeq, a predicted model, not a curated record